AUGGUGUCGCAGAACCUUUAUCUCUCUUACAAGAGAGACACAAAAUACUUGUUGUAUUGGAUGAUCAACGUGUCCAAUCGUCUCCACAGAUCCACUGAUGGAGAAACUCAAUUGGCCGCCUCUGUCAACACGACAGGUCAUACCACAGUCAGUGGCCUGAUUUCUAUGUCGACACUCAUUUCGCAGCACAAUGAGCCUGUACCGAAUGUCAUUUACCGGCUUUUCGGAUCCAUCAUCCAGGCGAGAUCUUUCGUUAGCACUACGUUUCAGGAGCUUAUGGGGCCUGAUUCGGACGAGGAACUCAAGCGAAGUAACGAAAGUCACCGACAUUUCAUAAACACUCUUCGCAGUGCCUUCAAGAUCCUCGGCGGCGAAGAAUGGGAAAAGACGAACGCUACGACCAACGAUGAUACCGAGGACGUUGAACAGAUCCUGUUCGCCAACAAGUUCCAAGAAUUGAGUGUCGACAAAGAAGGAGAGUCGAGCGACGAAGAGGAUGAUUUCUCUCAACCACAAUCACCAGUCGCUGCACGAAAGGUCUCGCGAAGGCCAAAGGGCAAAGGCAAAAAGGCAAGGAAAUACAAGAAGCCAAAGAAGGGCAAGAAACAAGACACGAAAGAUCCCGCGACCGACGAAAUACCAAUUGAGAGCAUUCGAAUUAUCGAGGACAAUGGCAAGGUCGGUCUUGUUACAGAUUAUCUACUCGCAGUCUACUCAACUGUCAAAGAAUGGGCCGACCUUCGUGCUUACACUCAAACUCUCUGGAAAGAGGUUGCAUACGAAGGUCUCAACAGCGCCGUCGCAGGAGCUGUAAGCAAUUUGGCAAUCUCCAUGGUCAAGCGCACCAACGCGGCUAUCUUCGUCGACUUUCCGGGUCACGACACGUACGAAACCAUCAUGAACACCAUCACUCGAGGAAACAUGCAUAGAGCACAGGGGAAGUUCAGGCUUGCUCUUUUCGCACUAGGCCCGGAUGGUGAACAGCAAAGCCAGAAGGAGACAGCCGUCGACAUCAAGGAGCAAUUUCUCAUUCACGCGUAUCAGGACUUGAGGGACUUUGUUCUUGACUUUCAGGCCAAUCGUACCGGCAAGCCGACAAAGGCCAUGCAGGCAAAGAUCUCCAAAUGGGAUCCAAAUUUCAAUUUGGAACGGGCUACGAAUGAGGAGCGAGUCAACUGGCGCCGCUGCUAUACCAUAAAAUGGCUCUACGAUCUUGUUAAUGUAUUCUCAUCUAUUGUGGUUCAGAGAAACACGGUCAGAGGAGAAAAGCAUGUCUACGAGAACGUGGACUGGUCUGCGAACGGUCCCUGGGGCGUCCACCGAGUCCUCUUCGGCCUGAACGAAUUCGCAGGCGAUAUCACCAACAUGGCUAUGAAGAAGCCCGGAACCGACAUCACCAAGAUAAUUUAUCCGCACCACGUUUUCCAGAUGCAGUGCAUCGUCGAUUCGUUUACUGUUUCUCGCGGUUGGUCGUUGAGUGCUCUGCACGGUCAUAUGCUUGAACCACCAGCAAAGAAAGGUCGUGCCAGACGAGAUGUCGACCUCUUUCUUGAUCGACAGAACAAGCGCGUGUUUGCUGGGUACUGUCAGACUGUCGAUUUACUCAAACAGAUUCUGGAGAAAGACGGAAAGAUGGCUCAGCAUAAAGACUUUUUUGAGAUCAUAAAGAUCGCUCAGCUUGAUUUCGUCGACUUUCUUGGGGAGCACAAGUACAUGACUGGUCUCGAUACCAUACCACCAUCGCGCUUUGCAGAUCACAAUGCGAAUGGUCUGCAAGAGUAUUCGCCGUUCCUUUGUGGGGUUGGGCUUGAAGAAGGUCUUGAGAUCGCUUACAGACUUGGCAUGUUCCUCUGGGAACGUAUGCCUGAGCCAACGCUGAUGAUCCAUCUUCACAAUGCUGUUGUACAAAAGGGGUUUCUCUUGCGACCUGUCGGACUGUGUGCUACACUAGAGGAUCUGUUCAAGCAUACGUUCUUCGCACAGGGUCGCAAGCCGAAAUCGGGUUUUGUGGAUGCUCUGCUCGCCAGUGUUGGACAGCCGGGGUCGAGACAGGCGCAGGCGCAGAGACAGGCGAUUCGGUAUAGAAGAAGGUAUGCCGAGACCGUUCAUCAGCUUUUUGACCUGGAGAUCAACCAAAUUUUCAAGAGGAACUCCAUGCUCACCACUUGUCGUCGGGCGGGUUGGAAUCUCGAGGCCAUUCCUGAUGAGGAGCUUCAAUUUGGCAGCAUGCUGUUCUUCGAGCGACUGAGUAGAGCAAAGCACGUGAGCGAAAAGGAGCUCGAGGACACAGUCCUUGUUCGGAAGGCGAGAGCAGUUGGAAUGACCGAUAAGGAGAUUAUUGACGCAACAAGAAAACUCUCUUCCGUUGCGAAUAAUACGCUGGAGGUACCAGAUGAAGUCUUGGACAAAUACGCACCAGAAGGCUUUCAGUUACCUCCAUCAGCUGGAUCAGAAACCCUUGACGGCCGCGAUAUUCUCGAACUGGCUAAAUUCGACAUUCUCUCCGACGUAGCGGGAAUCGCGCCAGUUUCGAGCCUUAACUAUCUCGGCGUCACCUGCUGGCUCCUCAUCACUUUUGGGCGUAUUGAGGAGCGCCUGAAAGAAGCCGGAAACCCUGUGUACUUUGAGGCAUAUGAAGGAUCUGGGCCUUGGAAGUCAGAGAAGAGAGUUGCUCUCGCGUUACUCGCGCUGAAGGGAGACAAUGAGGAGUGUUUAAGAAUUGUUGCUGAUACAUUGAAUGAAGCUCGUUCUGGAUUCAUGGAUUUUAUCUACUGGGAGGAUCUGGAGACGGAGCCGAGAGAGAGAGAAGCAAAUGUGGAUCCUAGUCUUGGUAAUGAGUGCACUGUUAUGUGAAUGGGGUUUGGGCCUGUUGGGGAAUAAGAGUAAUGAUUCGGUCUUCGUAUGCUAGGCUAGAAGUUUUGGUCUUUAGAAAGAAAGAAAGUCCUAGCCCAAAGAAAAAGAUGCACUAAUCAAGGUUAUUCACAG
This is a messenger RNA of Fusarium odoratissimum NRRL 54006, 2985 nucleotides long. RefSeq lists its product as uncharacterized. The coding region runs from base 1 to 2853 and encodes 950 amino acids. The transcript has a single exon. The record is from RefSeq and is a predicted model, not a curated record. Lineage: Eukaryota; Fungi; Ascomycota; Sordariomycetes; Hypocreales; Nectriaceae.